UCACCAACCAAACAAAACCAAAACCAAAACAAAGUCAAAAACAACCUCAAUUCCCCUCAUCACCAUCUUCCUCCUCCUCCUCCUCCUUCUCUCUCUCACCAACUCCCAAAUAUCCCACCGCCUUAAUCCAACGGUCACUUUUCAGUCCGAUCAUCCUCCCCCCUCCUCCCACCGUUCAUUUUCAUUUCCAAUUUUUUCUCUCUCAUUUCGGCUAUUUCUGAAUCGAAUUUCGAAUCCAAACCCUAGGCGGUGCUGCAGAAUUCGAAGACAGCGAGAUCAGGGUAUUGGAAUUGGCGGCGAUUGUUGAUCUGGGUCGAUGGCGGAUCUCGAAAACAGGGUUGAUUUGUCGUCAAAGGCCAAGUCCAAGACCUCCUCCCCAAACCGGGGGUUGUUCUUCAAUCGGUCUAUGACCAUGUACGCGGAGCCCAAGAAGGCCCAACACGCGCUCGAUCACGCAGGGUCGUUCAAGAAAUUCUACAAUUCCAUGGAAACGGUGCGUUCCGCGAGCAGUUCUUUUAAAGGGAAGGUGAAGAAGCUCUGCAGCUUCUUCGAAACGGACAAGCUCCCCACACGAAACGUUUCGGACGAAUCGCAGUCCCUGGUGAAGCUCAGGCCGUCGAAAUCGAUGGCCAAUUCGAAGUCUCUGGCGCCGGAUUUUCGGGUGUUGUCGAUUAGGCUGCCGGGUACGGAUGACAGGAUUGUAAUGUACCUCACCAGCUUGCGUGGGAUUCGAAGGACGUAUGAGGAUUGUUAUGCUGUGAAGAUGAUAUUUAGAGGGUUUGGGGUUUGGGUUGAUGAGAGAGAUAUUUCGAUGGAUUCGGAUUAUAGGAAAGAGUUGCAGAGCGUUUUGGGAGCCAAGAAUGUGAGCUUGCCGCAGGUUUUUAUAAGGGGGAAAUAUGUGGGAGGUGCUGAGGUGAUCAAACAGCUGUUUGAGACAGGAGAAUUGGCAAAGAUAUUGCAAGGGCUUCCCAUUCGGAAACCCGGGUCUGUGUGUGGGGGUUGUGGGGAUGCGAGGUUCGUGCCUUGCUUGAAUUGCAGUGGGAGCAGGAAGGUGUUUGAUGAGGAUGAAGAGACGCUCAAGAGGUGCAUCGAGUGCAAUGAAAAUGGUUUGAUUCGGUGUCCUAAUUGCUGUUCUUAAAUUUCUCAAAAUGCUGCAUUCCUCCUGCAUAUUUUAGAGGCUGUCUGCUGUUGUUGUUGAUAAAUAAGCUAUUACUCAAGGUCAUGAAUAGUUUAUGGGAUCCAAAUGUCUCUUUGGUUUGUGGUUUUUUCUUUUUCGUUUCUUGAUUGUUCAUCUGUUGGGAACUGAUGUUCAUUCACUCUUUGGACUGCAUUUUGAAUAAUAAUUUAUGUUAUUCAAAAACGCAAUAUUGGUAUCAGAUUGUAUUACAGAGUUGGGAGAGGUACUUCUGCCGUCCCUGAUCUUAAUGUAAAUAUUUAGUAUUGUAUAAUCAUUGCAAAGGGUUGCAAGCAGAUGAAAUGUAUUGAGAUUGGAUAUAAUCAUGCUCUAAUUUUCUAGGUUUAA
Messenger RNA from Rosa chinensis, 1522 nucleotides. RefSeq lists its product as uncharacterized. The coding region runs from base 317 to 1138 and encodes 273 amino acids. Lineage: Eukaryota; Viridiplantae; Streptophyta; Magnoliopsida; Rosales; Rosaceae. The transcript has a single exon. The record is from RefSeq and is a predicted model, not a curated record.